Messenger RNA from Rhinocladiella mackenziei CBS 650.93, 1929 nucleotides. RefSeq lists its product as uncharacterized. The coding region runs from base 1 to 1929 and encodes 642 amino acids. NCBI's taxonomy places the organism in Eukaryota, Fungi, Ascomycota, Eurotiomycetes, Chaetothyriales, Herpotrichiellaceae. The transcript is spliced from 3 exons. The record is from RefSeq and is a predicted model, not a curated record. Gene Ontology annotation, molecular function: ADP binding; protein binding.
AUGGCGGACUACCUCUUCAUCGGUCGUGACAUAGAACUUCAGCAGAUGGAGGGGAUUCUCACUCCUGGUUCGAAUUCUUCUCACCGGAGAGUACUCGUGUUAGGGGGGAUGGGUGGAAUUGGCAAGACCCAAUUGUCCAUUGCCUACGCCAAACGACAUGGGGAUACGUACUCAUCGAUCUUCUGGCUCAACGCAACUUCCGAAGUCACUUUGAAGGGCAGUUUCCGAAAUGUCGCGCAUCGAAUUUUGGCUCUGGAGACUGUGGACCAAUUGGACGAUGAUCGUAUCUGGAUCGGAGUGUCUAACUGGUUAUCCGAGGUUGAGAAUUCUCGCUGGCUCCUGAUCUACGACAACUACGACGACACAGAGGAAUUCAACAUCACGAAAUACUACCCCUCGGUAGCGCAUGGAUCGAUCAUCGUCACGACACGGGUCCCCAGCAGAGUCAACGGGAGCAAGGUCAACCUGCAAUCGCUGGGUAAGGAAGAGGACGGCUUACGGAUUCUAUCUAUUCGAUCCGGGCGGAAAGGUAUCGAGUCAGAUGUCGACGCUCGCGAGUUAGCACGACGACUAGACGGCCACCCGUUAGCUUUGGCAUCGGCGGGUGCCUAUCUGAAGGAAUCAUCUUUCACCUUCUUGAAAUAUCUACGGCAAUAUGAAGCUCAGUGGGAGGCGGUCGCUUCGAUGGAAGAACUGGCGGACUACCCUAUGCGGACACUCCACACCACAUGGAACGUUUCUUUCACCCGAAUCAAGCAGGAGGAUGACCUUGCAGCACACUUGUUAAGGUUUCUGGCCUAUCUCGACCACCGCGAUAUCUGGUACGAUCUUUUUCGUGGGUAUCAAUGCAUUAGAGGUGUCAGAGACAACGGAGGUAUCUCAGUUAUAAAAGGUACUAGAAGAGUCUUGAGCAUCAGAAGCACUAAAAAUAUCAAUACCUCCGCGUGGUUCACUCAUUUAACCCAAACUGAAGCCUCGUUUGAGAGAGCAAUGAGAACGCUGGUCAGGUACGGUCUUGUCGAGGCCCGUUAUCAAGCUAGAUCGUACAGCGUUCACGUAUGCGUUCACGACUGGGUCUUCAACCAUUUGAACCGUGAAAUUGAUGCGGACCAAUACUGGCUGGCGUUUGACUCGCACAUGCAUGCCGACUCGUACACGGUCGUUUUCGAGGAGCCGCCGAAGGGCAAAGUUCAGCCACUUGCCCAUCUCGCGGAGCUACUUCGUCAGCAACUGCUGUAUAAGGAGGCGGAGCAGAUGUAUCAACGGGCGCUGGCCGGGCGGGAGAAGGUGCGGGGACUGGACCACCCGUCGACCCUCACCACUGUCUGCUGUCUCGGGAAUCUACAUCGUGACCAAGGCAAGCUGGCCGAGGCGGGGGAGAUGUAUCAACGAGCGCUAGCCGGGCAGGAGAAGGUGCUAGGACUGGACCACACGUCGACUCUUCUUACUGUUAUCGGCUUCGGGAGCCUCUUCUGUUACCAAGGAAUGCUAGAUGAAGCAGAGCGGAUGUAUCAACGGGCGCUCUCUAGGAUGGAGAAUGUUUUGGGAAGUAAGCAUCCGUUCACGAUUGGCACGAUGAAUAAUCUGGGAAACCUAUACUGUGAAAACCACCAAUUGGACAGAGCUAAGCAAAUGUAUCAGCAGGCUCUAUUGGGAAUGGAGGAGCUGCUAGGAUCCGACCACUUUUUUGUCCUCGGGGUCGUCAACAAUCUUGGUGUUCUAUUUUCCGAGUGUGGCCAGCUGGAGAAAUCUGAGCAGAUGUACCAGCGAGCGCUAGAUGGUCUACAGGCCCGUUUGGGUUCAGAUCACCCCACUACUGGCAUGGUAAUCAACAAUCUAAAGCUAUUGCAAGAAGAGGAUGGAAAGGACCAGACCACGCAUAUCAGCCGAGGAACAGUUUCCCUUCCCAGAAGGCGAUGGUACUAUUGA